GCCGGAAGUCGGUGGGCGGGACGGAGGCUGACGGCUGCUGAUGCUGUUGUGGAGAGGUUUUGGGCGCGGAGAGAAAGGGGAGCGCGGAUAACCGCCUUUUCUGGGAGUUGCUGCCGCCGCUGCCCCGCUGGGGCGGGAAGGGUGCGGACCCCCCCCGUCCCUCCCUCAGCCCCCCUCACCAUGUUACUGCCGUCCGACGUGGCCCGCCUGGUGCUAGGUUAUUUACAACAAGAAAAGCUUUUAGCCACAUGUCGGGCAUUUAUACUAGAAAGCUCAGAUUUAAAAGAAUACGCAGAGCACUGUACUGGGGAAGGCUUUGUUCCAGCUUGUUUACUGUCUCUCUUUGGGAAAAACUUAAUCACCAUCCUGAAUGAGUAUAUCACAAUGAAAUCGAAAGAAGCAACAAAUGAUGUUCCAGCAAUGAUGUCAUCUUUAUGGAAGAAGUUGGACUACACACUUUCUCAAAUCAGGAGCAUGCAGAAUUCUGGUGCAUUUUGUGCUCAUCAACGGGGCCGCACAAGAAGUGCAAUUGCAGAUAUGAAAAAGCAGAGAUGUAUUCCGCAAUCACUUCCCUCAAAUUCAGGGUCCUCUGUAGCUCAUCAGCCAGGACAACUGACCUCUGCUCCAAUGGCAGCCACACAAGUUAUUCUUAAACCAACUGUAAUCCCAGUUAUGGCCCAGACAAGAUCAGGUUCUUCAUUGGCACACCAGUGCCAAGUACAAGAAAGCAAUAUUAACACAGGAGACACUGCAAACUUGGUUUCUGCACCCCAAGAACGGAAGCUUCACUCGAGCAUGGUGUCUCCCGGAAAAAGAAAAGGUGACUUCCAGAAGAAAAAAAGCAUUGUAUCAUCGGGGUCACAAUUAUCCAAUUGUGAUUUACGGGACACUCCAAUGGUGGAAGAAGAAAGCUCACCCAUGGAAGAAGGAAGUGAACAGCUAGAACUUAUAGAGGGUGACCUUCCACAAAUGAUUAUUGAAAAUGCCAGAGAGAAAAUUCUGAGCAACAAAUGCCUUCAGGAGAAGCUAGCUGAAAACAUUAACAAAUUCUUGGGCAGUGAUGGCAAUAUUUCUCAGACAGCAAAACAGGCAGACAGUGGCCCAACAAUACAAGAGUCCUCAAUUGAUGAAUUCCUUGGUCUUCAGCAGGGUGAAAUUCACAUGACCGAAGAAGCCAUCCAGGAGAUUCUGGAGCAAACAGAAUCAGAUCCAGCAUUUCAAGGACUCUUCGAUAUAUUUGAUUUUGGUGCAGGUAAAGCUAAGGGUGGGAGAAAUGCUUCUCACAGUAUUUCUACUCAGAAUGGAGGACUAGAGAAUGCAAUCUUAGUGGACGAAGAAAGCCUAGGAGCACUUGAAAGUUUUAUUGCAACAAAGGAAAUCAGUGAUAAUUCUCGAGUAACUCUGUCAUACACAGAAGAUCAUUCAAAAGAGGCACAUGUUCCAAAGACUGGUUGCAGUGAUAGUGAAGUCACCUUGGAAGAACACCUGGAGAUGCAAAAUGUAGAAGUUGAAAAAUUUCCCAGGGACUCUAAAGUGAGGAGUGAAAGUGACCCUGUAGAAAUGGGAAUGGCUAGCCAAAGAACCAAGCACAAUACAGUCUUUGAAUCUGAGCAGAAUCAUGUCUCUGACCCAGAGUUCAGUGGACACAAUGUAGGCUCUUGCAGCAAACAAGGAACAUCAGCGAGAGACGGUAGAACUGAUAAAGACCUCUUAUGUCAAGAUCUUCAAAACCUGCCUCAUUUGCAGUAUGAUCAGUUGGGUGCGAUGCAAAUCUCACCGUCUGGAGGAGCAGAGAGUUGUUCAUUGUCUAAUAAUAUACUCAGGACAAAUGCAAAAUUGCUAUCCCCUCUGAGAACUGCCCAAAAUGAAAUGCAGAAAGGAGCUAUUGCAGCCAACUCUAGCCAUUCAGCAGAAACAAAUAAAAAUCUAGAGCACAUAAUGGGACAGCCAGCUGAAUUUCCUGUACCUGGCCAGCAAAAUCCAGACAGUCAUGUUGCCUCUGAUUGUCAAAACCAGGAUAAAAUUGAGUCUGAUUCUGCUGCAGCAUUUGUAGCGAAUGCAUCUGAUCCAAAUGCUGUAGAGCUCCAGCUUGAAGUUGUGGAUACUUCCAACAGCCUUCAUUCAGAUGAUCAGCCUGUGCACCAGGAACCUUGUUCAAAACCUCAAAACCAGAAAUUGGAAGGCUCUGAAAUCUCACAGAUAGAAAUGCAAGAGCCAUCAUCUUCCACAAAAUCAGAUGCAGAUAGCUUAUUUCGGUCUUCUGAUAAUGAGGGGCGUUCAGAGAGAUCUACUGAUAGCAACCCCACCACAUCUGCUGCGUGUUGCUCUCCUCUUCCAGAACCAGUGGGAGAAUCAAGUCCAGGGAACAAAGAAUCGGGCAGUGUUUCCUCUAGUAGUCAAGCCACAGAUGGAGAUCCCUCCAGCGUAGUUUCCUUAAAAAUCAUUAUCAGCGAUGACCCAUUCAUUUCAGCAGAUGCCGAGCUGAACAAUGCAGUUUCCAGCAUCGCUGGAGAAAACUUGCCGACUAUAAUCCUGUCCUCACCAGCUAAAUCACCAGCCAAGCUAACAGGACCAGCCAGAUGCAUAACUUCGGAAGAGGUUGAAAGAACUGGGGAUUCAGCUUUGGUAGAACAGAAUCUUCUUGUGCUCAGACCUCAAGACUCUGUCACGAGUACACUCAACAUAUCAAAUGAGGAGUGUGCUGUUUUUUCCAUUGCUGGGACGUCCGGCGUUGCCAAGGAUGGGGGAUUUAUACAGCUGAUGCCAGCCACAAACACAUCUUUCAGCAACUCCAAUGGUGUCUAUAUUGCCACCUGUAUGACUGAGCCAGCUUUAAAUGCAAACGUUACUCCAUCAAACUUGGUUAUGUUGCCUGGCAGUUCAGCAUCUCUUGCAUCGCAGGUUCCAACACCACAGCAGUUACGGACUCCUCCUAGAACAAGCAACUUGUUUGCCAUGAACCCGCCAAUGUCGCCAAACUUUUCACAGGGUUCUGCCAUCAUAAUCGCAUCUCCAGUACAACCUGUGUUGCAAGGAAUGGUGGGAAUGAUUCCUGUAUCUUUAAUGGGGCAAAAUGGACACACAUUCUCAGAUCCUUCCCGUCAGGUUCUGCACAUGCCAGUACAGACUUCUUUGGGUGGUGGUGUUCCUAAACUACCUCUCCCUCCCAAAUCUCAGAGGAUCCCAAGAAACAAGACAAAUACAGGAAAGUUGGUACCUGGUGGAUCUGAGCCUAUAAAUCGUCCUGCUUCUCAUGCACAAAGAAAUGCAAACUCGGACAAGAAUGUUUGUGCAGAAUUGAAAAAGAAGCUGGAGACAGUUGCUCUUGACACCCUAAGUUCCGCUUCCAAACAGAAUGAAAGCCAUAGGAGAGUGCUUUGCUUUGACAACACUCUGGCUGCUCCAGUAGGAAGUAUUCCAGCAUCACAGAAAGAAAGGAGUGAAAACCCUUUAUGCUCUGGGAAUUCUCCCAGCGCUGUGCUUUCAACUGCUAAAACUCAGUCCUGCAAGAGGGAAAGAGAGAGAACUUUGCCUAGGAUUUUAUGUAAGCCUGAUAUUACUAGCAGAAACUUGACUGCAAAGGACACCCAAUCUGAGAAGAGACAUUCAGGUCCAGGAUUGGCAUCGGAUGUGUUAAGAAAACAGACUGCAAAUAAAGAGAACGAAUUGGAAAGGGCUGUUGACAAACCCCCCCAAAACCAGGAGGUGGCGAUUCUCUCAAACGGCCAACAGAACGUUAGCCUUCAUAAUGAGAAGAACAGCUCCUCAGCUCAGGAACUGACUAAAAAGCAGGGGCUGCAGCCAAAUGCAAAUUGCAAAAUUUCAGCAGCUUUACCUUCAAAGGAGCCAAAAAAAGACCAGAACAGGUCUGCCAACCAAGCCCAUUGUUUGACUAGUCCGUUAACUAAACAAGCUGUGGAAAUGCUGCAUGACAUUCAGAGGCAAAGCCCCGCUAGUAAACUUCCUGAAAAUGUGGAUUUGCCAGUACCACGCACACCUUCAGGAACUGGCGAUAGACACUCUGAGGAUACCUUUGAUAUAAUAAGGACACCCACAUGUAGACGGUAUAGUGAAGACAGUACAACACCAAGGAUCAUGGUCCCUCCAGCUACUCCUGACUUGCCAGCCUGUAGCCCAGCUAGUGAAACAGGCAGUGAAAACAGUGUUAGUAUGGCUGCCCACACUUUAAUGAUACUUUCACGAGCAGCCAUUGCAAGGACUAGUACCACUACACCUCUUAAAGACAAUACGCAACAGUUUAGGUCUUUGAGAAGUGCAAAAAAAAGGAAACCAGAAGACAUGGUUGAAUGUGAGAGGAAUGCCCGGACUGCCAGUAAAAAAGAUAUGCAGAACUUUACAGUGCCAAUAAAAAAGAAGAAAGUGAAGCAGAAGAAGCUACCAAUCGCAUUUCCUGCUGGAAUGGAUGUGGAUAAAUUUUUGUUAUCUUUGCAUUAUGAUGAAUAAAAACUGAACUGUUCAUUGGUCUUUUGCAACUUUGAGGUGAAAUAACAAAAUGGGAGUGCAGUUGAUGCAUUCAAGUGUCACUGCAUAUUUAAAAAGGCACGCUGGUUCUGAAGAAAGUUGCUAGCUUAUAAAUAACUUGGCAGAUCAACUUCUGAGAAAGCACUUAAUGUACAACCAGUUAAGUUUGCACAGUUAUACUUGUGGGGAUAAUGUAAAUAUUGUACAGCUGUUGAAGUUGUAAAACAACAAGGUACUACUUUUAUUAACACUGGGGGUUGGAUGUGUUUUGCAAAAUGUGCACAUUAACUGCUCAGACAUUUUCAGUGUCAUACAUUGUUGAGCCAAAUUACGCUUAGAAGCAGGUUCUGUUGAAUUGUGGAACUUGCUUUCCAGUCAUUGUGCUUGGGGUUAUAGCCCAGGACAGAUAGCUGGCUCAAGUUGGAAAACAUAAUGUAAUGGUUAGCCAAGUCUUAAAUUGGAUAGCUAGCUAACUUCUAACGAUAACAAUUCAGCUUGUCUUACAGUGGGAAUUUCCCCAACCUGGUUCCCUUGUGCCUGUCUUUUCCUCUAGUUGCAAAUCUGUUACAAUAAAGGCUUUUUCAACUUUCUUACUAUA
Podarcis raffonei (Aeolian wall lizard) is the source of this 5080-nucleotide messenger RNA. Its product is annotated as protein NPAT. Gene Ontology annotation, molecular function: protein binding; transcription coregulator activity. Lineage: Eukaryota; Metazoa; Chordata; Lepidosauria; Squamata; Lacertidae. Gene Ontology annotation, cellular component: nucleus. The record is from RefSeq and is a predicted model, not a curated record. The coding region runs from base 181 to 4464 and encodes 1427 amino acids. The transcript is spliced from 18 exons.